AUGACGGAAUUAUUGAAUAGUUACGAUUCCGAUUUAGAGAAACUACUCUCUCAAAUUGCCUCCCAUAUCAAGUCAGUGCCAUCGGAAGGUUCUUCCAAAGUAGAGAAGGAUAUCCAUACCGCUAAAACUCUCAUCAAACAAAUGAAUAUCGAAAUUCAAAGUAUCACCAAUGCAAAACAAAAAGGAGAAUUCAAAACAAAAGUGAAUUAUUACAAGAAACAAGUUGAAAAAUUCGAACAAGAAUUGAAGAAAUCAAGUUUAUUACAAUCCACUUCAACAUCUUGUGGCGAAAAUGAUCAUUUUGGAUUUUCUUCGUCAUCAUCAUUGAACGAGGAUGAAUACAAACAACGAAUGCUUCACUCGACACAAGUUUUGACCCAUUCCAGCAAAACAUUGGAGAUGGCAAAUCAAGUGUUGAACGAAACAGAACAAAUAGCCCAAGAUUCUGCAGCGAUGCUUCGAAAACACUCAGAGCAAAUGAAACACAUUCAAGACAAAUUAUAUGAUGUAGAGUCAGAAGUGAAGGAAGGAAGAAAAACUGUGAAUCGAAUGUCAAGACCUGCAAUUGUAAAUUUAUUCAUGAAAUAA
Messenger RNA from Naegleria fowleri, 588 nucleotides. RefSeq lists its product as uncharacterized. Bases 1 to 588 code for a protein of 195 amino acids. The record is from RefSeq and is a predicted model, not a curated record. Gene Ontology annotation, molecular function: SNARE binding; SNAP receptor activity. Gene Ontology annotation, biological process: intracellular protein transport; vesicle-mediated transport; vesicle fusion. Gene Ontology annotation, cellular component: ER to Golgi transport vesicle membrane; late endosome membrane; endoplasmic reticulum membrane. Lineage: Eukaryota; Heterolobosea; Eutetramitea; Acrasida; Naegleriidae. The transcript has a single exon.